ACGUAGGCGGGGAAGCGUACAUAAACGUCGACGCAGGCGGCGGGGCUGCUCAGUCCUCUAGGCGUCGGUGCUCCGUAGUGUCGGGAUCUCGCUGCGUGUCGGCCCGUGCGCGCGUGCGCCGACAUGGCCUCAAACGACUAUACCCAACAAGCAACCCAAAGCUAUGGGGCCUACCCCACCCAGCCUGGACAGGGCUAUUCCCAGCAGAGCAAUCAGCCCUACGGACAGCAGAGUUACGGUGGUUACAGCCAGUCAGCGGACACUUCCGGCUAUGGCCAGAGCAGCUACGGCUCCUACGGACAGACCCAGAACACAGGCUAUAGCACUCAGUCAGCUCCCCAGGGCUAUGGCUCAGCGGGUGGCUAUGGCGGCAGCCAGAGUUCUCAGUCGUCCUACGGGCAGCAGUCUUCCUACCCUGGCUAUGGCCAGCAGCCAGCUCCUAGCAACACGUCGGGAAGUUACGGUAGCGGUUCUCAGAGCAGCAGCUAUGGGCAGCCCCAGAGUGGAGGCUAUGGGCCCCAGUCUGGCUAUGGCAGCCAACAGCAAGGCUACGGACAGCAGCCAAGCUCCUAUAAUCCCCCUCAGGGCUACGGACAACAGAACCAGUACAACAGCAGCAGCGGAGGGGGUGGUGGAGGCGGGGGAGGGAGCUACGGCCAAGAUCAGCCCCCCAUGAGUGUUGGCGGCGGUGGCGGCGGUUAUGGCAGUCAGGACCAGAGUGGUGGUGGCGGCGGUGGCUACGGGGGAGGCCAGCAGGACCGAGGGGGCCGCGGCCGGGGCGGUGGUGGCGGUUACAACCGCAGCAGUGGUGGCUAUGAACCCAGAGGCCGUGGAGGUGGCCGUGGAGGCAGAGGCGGCAUGGGCGGAAGUGACCGAGGUGGCUUCAAUAAAUUUGGUGGCCCUCGGGACCAAGGAUCACGCCAUGACUCUGAACAGGACAAUUCCGACAACAACACCAUCUUCGUGCAGGGCCUGGGCGAGAAUGUCACCAUCGAGUCUGUGGCCGACUAUUUCAAGCAGAUCGGUAUUAUUAAGACGAACAAGAAGACGGGACAGCCCAUGAUUAAUCUGUACACGGACAGGGAGACGGGCAAGCUGAAGGGAGAGGCAACAGUGUCGUUCGAUGACCCGCCUUCUGCUAAAGCGGCGAUUGACUGGUUUGACGGUAAAGAAUUCUCUGGGAAUCCCAUCAAGGUCUCAUUUGCUACUCGGCGAGCAGAUUUCAACCGGGGCGGUGGCAAUGGGCGUGGAGGCCGAGGGCGUGGAGGACCCAUGGGCCGUGGAGGCUACGGUGGAGGCGGUGGCGGUGGUGGGGGCCGGGGUGGAUUCCCCAGCGGCGGCGGCGGUGGCGGGGGACAGCAGCGAGCUGGCGACUGGAAGUGUCCCAACCCUACAUGUGAGAACAUGAACUUCUCUUGGAGGAAUGAAUGCAACCAAUGUAAGGCCCCUAAACCAGACGGCCCCGGAGGGGGCCCAGGAGGCUCUCACAUGGGGGGUAGCUAUGGAGAUGACCGCCGCGGCAGCAGAGGAGGCUACGAUCGGGGAGGCUACCGAGGCCGAGGCGGGGACCGCGGGGGCUUCCGAGGGGGCCGGGGUGGUGGGGACAGAGGUGGCUUUGGCCCUGGCAAGAUGGACUCCAGGGGUGACCACAGACAGGACCGCAGGGAGAGGCCCUAUUAGCUUGCCUCUUGAGGCUCUGGAACAGCUUUUCUUCUAUACCCAGUGUUACCCCAUUAUUUUGUAACCUUCCAACUCCUGAUCACCCACGGGUUUUUUGUGUCGGACUAUGUAAUUGUAACCAUAUUUCUGGAUUCCAUUAAAAACCAUCGUUUUAGUUAAAUUUU
Molecule: messenger RNA, 1844 nt
Organism: Rhinolophus ferrumequinum (greater horseshoe bat)
Lineage: Eukaryota; Metazoa; Chordata; Mammalia; Chiroptera; Rhinolophidae
Gene: FUS
Product: FUS RNA binding protein
Exons: 15
Coding region: 124-1680 (518 amino acids)
Biological process (GO): regulation of DNA-templated transcription
Cellular component (GO): nucleus
Molecular function (GO): RNA binding; transcription coregulator activity
Source: RefSeq, a predicted model, not a curated record